Molecule: messenger RNA, 1938 nt
Organism: Venturia canescens
Lineage: Eukaryota; Metazoa; Arthropoda; Insecta; Hymenoptera; Ichneumonidae
Product: leukocyte elastase inhibitor A-like
Exons: 10
Coding region: 139-1596 (485 amino acids)
Molecular function (GO): serine-type endopeptidase inhibitor activity
Source: RefSeq, a predicted model, not a curated record
AAGCCAAUUUUUUUCCGAACUCCGAGACACAUGAUCCCAGAAUUUUGAUCUUAACGCUCGUGCAUAAGAAUCUUUUCGGGAUAAAUUCCUUUAUUUUUCGUUUUUAUUUUGCGCUACAGUUUGUACUUGGAAUCGAAAAUGCGUUUACUUUUACCAAUGGGAAUCCUGAUUUUGAACAUCGCAGCUACCGUAGCGACUAUAGGAAAGCUGGAUGAUAUUUUGGCCGAUGAUUCGAAUGCAACAUAUCCGAUGUUUGAGGGGUACAAAAGGAGCGCCAUCCGCCAGGUGGUUUAUGGUUUGAGAAGGUUCUGGGAAGUGUUUCUUAAGGAAUUCAUCAAUGCUCAGAGCUUUAUUGAUCGGCGUCGACAUUUUGUUGUUUCUCCGUUUGGUGUUUCGAUAUCUUUGACUAUGGCAGCAGCUGGUGCGCUCCACGAUUCAAAAUAUGUAAUCGAGGACGCUCUUAUACUUCCAAAGGACGAAAAAUUAAAAAGAGUCGCUUAUCAGGCAGUCAUAGAUCAAUUCAACAAUCACACAACGAUGCAGCUGCGUGUAGCCAACAGCGUAUUUGCUCCUACGGACAUCGACUUUAAACCCGAGUACGUUGCCUCUUGCAAAAGAGCUUAUCGUUCGUCGGUACAAUAUGUCGAUUUCAACAAAUCUGCCGAAGUGAUCAAACUCAUCAACAAUUUCUUCACGGAUGAAACACACGGCUACGUCGGACCAAUUCUCAAAGAAGAUGACAUCACUGGAAAUAUGACUAGUCUUCGUCUAGUAGAGUUGAACACCCUGUUCUUGAAGGGCACCUGGCUGCAAAAAUUCACCACGUGUUCCUCGUAUGGGUGUCCACUAAACAUACCUAUGAAAUUCCCAUAUACUUCGAUACCGCAGAUGUGGACAAAACAAGUGGUCCGUUAUGGAGAAUAUAGUAAAGGGGACGCAAGCUUCAUCGAACUUCCAUUCGUGAGCGACGAUUUUGAGAACAACAUGAGCAUGUUUAUUCUGCUACCCCACGGAAAAGAGGCAUUGUUCUAUCUCGAAAAAUAUAUUGAUGAAAUUCGUGUCCUAGAACUUCGUGAACUCAGCAAUUACAGAACCGUCAAUAUUCAGCUACCAAAACUUCAUUUUCAAACUAGAUUUGGAGUCAACGAGUCUCUACGACGACUGAAUAUGAGCAACUUGCUGGAUUGGCGGGCAGGAGAAUUCCAAUUUAUUGCGAAAAAAACUAGAUUAUUCAUCAAGACAUUUAUACAAAAAUCAUACAUCGAAAUUAAUGAGGACGGAGUUGUGGCGACCGCAGCAACUGGAAAAGUGCUUCGUCCAACAAGUUUCUACUACGCUCCUAUUAAAGAACUAUUUCAAAAGCGGCCCGAGGACCGGGUCGAUUAUAACAGUGUGCGAAUCGGGUCCAGUAGUAUGUCGCUGGCCGCACCAUGGUGGGCGGAAACCAAGAUCUCUAACAAUGGCAAAGAGGCUGAUGCACAAGAUAAAGAGGAAGUAAAUUUUUUCGCCACCCAUCCGUUCCUGCUCAUUAUCGCAACGAUGAAUAACAAUCCUGUCAAAAUCUUCGCAUCCCGGGUCUCAGUCUUUGACCAGUAGUCACGUCGGCUGGACCAUGAUGGAUUCGGAAGAGAUAUCCGCAAACGUCAAAGCUCAGACAAUCGCUGCGAAAGAACUUCCAAUCACCAGCAUACUCAUCGGUGUGAAAAAUGUUAAAUCUGCGCUUUUAGAAAUUGGUAAGAAUAUUUGUUAAGCAGACUUAUCAGACGUGCUCCUCAAACGUUAAUACUUGACAGUAAUACCGUUACUAAAAAAAAAAAAAAAUACAUGAUAAUAAUAACUGAUAAAAUUAAUUAGUUCGUAGAAGAAAGUCACGUCAAAAAUAUAAUUUUAUAACAAAAAAAUGUAUGUUUUACGAUUAUGAUUAAAAAUUUUGAAUCA